AUGCGCUACGCCGUGCUCGUCACCGGCCCCGCCGGCGCUGGCAAGUCGACCUUCUGCGCGUCGCUCAUCACGCACGCCCAGUCGCUCGGCCGCACCGUCCACCUCUUCAACCUCGACCCGGCAGCAGACAAGUUCGAAUACCCGCCCAGCGUCGACAUCCGGGAUUUGGUCAGCUUGGAGGAGGUCAUGGAGGACUUGGAGUUGGGCCCGAACGGAGGAUUGGUGUACUGCUUCGAGUACCUGAUGCAGAACCUGGAUUGGCUUACGGACGCCCUCGGAGACUACGAGGACGACUACCUCAUCAUCGACUGCCCCGGCCAAAUCGAACUCUACACCCACAUCCCCAUCCUCCCACGCCUCGCCAAACUCCUCACGACAAACAUGAACAUCAACCUCGUCGCAUGCUACCUCCUCGAAUCGCAGUUCAUGGAGGACACGGCAAAGUACUUUUCGGGGGUGCUGUCGGCGAUGAGUUGUAUGAUCGGGCUCGAGGUGCCGUUUGUCAACGUUAUGAGCAAGAUGGAUCUGGUGCGGCGGGAAGGGAAGCGGAAGAAGGAGGUCGACCGCUUCCUCGACCCCGACCCCGAACUCCUCCGCACCUCUGUCAACCGGGAACUGAACCCAAAGUUCCACGAGCUCAACAGCGCGCUCGUACACCUCAUCGACGACUUCAACAUGGUCCAGUUCCUCCCGCUCGACGUGACGGACGAAGACUCGGUCGGCGUCGUGCUGAGUCACCUCGACAAUGCGAUACAGUACGGCGAGCAUGAGGAGCCGAAGGAGCCGGCAGAUAUGGACCAGGGCGACUUUGACACCGAAGGCUGA
Rhodotorula toruloides NP11 is the source of this 825-nucleotide messenger RNA. RefSeq names its product ATP(GTP)-binding protein Fet5. The transcript has 7 exons. Lineage: Eukaryota; Fungi; Basidiomycota; Microbotryomycetes; Sporidiobolales; Sporidiobolaceae. The record is from RefSeq and is a predicted model, not a curated record. The coding region runs from base 1 to 825 and encodes 274 amino acids. Gene Ontology annotation, molecular function: GTPase activity.